AUGCGAGCCCCUACGGCGCCUUUCGCUCGGCAUCACCACUCAUGCACGACUCGAGCCACGACAGCGCAAGCCGCCGACAAGGAGAGCGCCUCGAGCGCCGUCAGGUCCUUCAAUUCGAGCGCUGGCUCGCGCACCGAUGCUGCCGCUGCACAUGAGCCGGCUCAGCCGGCGCGUUUGAGACUCAGCCAAGACGACUUAUUUCAUCCGUUCUCGUCAUCGCCCGUCCCCGAGUUUCGACGUCGCGCGGCUUUCAUGAAGCAGCACGCAUAUUGCCCGCACCCGGAUCAUAAGCCUACCAAGCUGCCGACAGUGGCCCCCGGCUCCGAGGCCCCCGAAGUAACGAGCGGCAACAUGCCUCCAGCCCACGUGGACUUUGAGUGCCCCGACUGUGGCUUCCCUGUCUAUUGCAGCAAGGAGCAUUGGAUGGACCACUAUGAAGAGCACCUGAAGAUCUGCGACACUCUGCGUCAGAUCAACGAGGAUGAUCAUGAUCUUCGAUCGGGGCGAGUAUUCCACGAGGCGACUCUGCCCGACCUGCAGCUGGACGAGGCCGCAGUCAACAUGACCAACUGGGAUACGUUCAUGUAUACGAGAGAGUUCGAGGCCAUCAACUCGGACCGUUCUAUGAGACAAAUUACACGGCUCCUCACGUAUCCGAUUACAAUUGGCAGCGUCCUCCAUGAGCUGAGCCCAUACACUAUCAAGAAGGGCGAGCGCCUGACAACGGAAGGCUUGAAGAGCUUCAGUGCUUUGCGCUACAACUUGCAUCCUCCAAAGGCCGGCCGCGGCCCUGGUGUUAACCAGCUGCGACCAGAGCCGCCACCGGUGCGAGUCUUCAUUCUCGGCGCUCGAGCUGAGUCGUCGCUCCCACGGCCCGCGUGGGUGCAAUUGGCUCACCUCUUCCCCGAGUCUAAGCUCCAUCUCAUUUUCAUCGGACCUGAGAGCAUGGCGAAUCGAGAUGACGAGUUCCCGCUACCGGAACGAACGGCCUCGAACCCCUUCGGGGCCAUCGUCGAGGACCGUGUCUGGUACAAGAUGAAGAUAAGCACCAUCGUCGACUACUAUCACACUCUGCACAAGACGGGUCACUUUGCGCCGUAUGAUCCGUACUUUGACUGCUUCGUUCUCUUCCACCCCGGACUGGGCCAUCCGGCGAGCAGCCACGAGUGGGAAGAGACGCUGCCGCUUCUGUUGGAGACGAAGGUUCCCAUUAUCAGCACCGGAUACACGCAGUUCGACCUGGAGCGGGACGUCGAGUGGGUGAACAAGAAGUCCAAGGGAGAGUUUGAUGUGCUUUUGGAGCCGGGAGAGAACAUUUUCCGAAGCUUGCGGUGGGACCUGAACGACAUGGACCCCCAGGACGUCAGCUGCGGCAAUUGGGGAGUGUGGGCGUUCCGUGGCAAGAGAUAUGAGACGACAACAAAGGAAGAAUAG
Molecule: messenger RNA, 1434 nt
Organism: Purpureocillium lilacinum
Lineage: Eukaryota; Fungi; Ascomycota; Sordariomycetes; Hypocreales; Ophiocordycipitaceae
Product: translational activator for mitochondrial COX1
Biological process (GO): mitochondrial respiratory chain complex IV assembly
Source: RefSeq, a predicted model, not a curated record